This is a messenger RNA of Hippopotamus amphibius kiboko, 4665 nucleotides long. RefSeq names its product potassium channel tetramerization domain containing 7 (gene KCTD7). Gene Ontology annotation, molecular function: protein binding. The coding region runs from base 206 to 1102 and encodes 298 amino acids. NCBI's taxonomy places the organism in Eukaryota, Metazoa, Chordata, Mammalia, Artiodactyla, Hippopotamidae. The record is from RefSeq and is a predicted model, not a curated record. The transcript has 4 exons. Gene Ontology annotation, biological process: protein homooligomerization.
GUCCGCACGGUGGUCGGCGGGCCCGUCGGCGCUGAGGGAGAACGGCCGCCCUCCGGCCCGCGCGCGCUGCGCUCUCUGCCCCUCCGGCCCCGCCCGUCGGCCGCGCCGCGCCGCGUCAUGCCAGGCGCUGCUGGGUGCUAGUGCCCGGGCCGCCGCCCUGCCGCCCGCCCGCCCAAAGCCGCGCCCACUGCCCAGAGCCAGAGGGAUGGUGGUAGUCACGGGGCGGGAGCCAGACAGCCGUCGCCCGGACAGUGCCAUGUCCAGCUCCGACGCCGAAGACGACUUUCUGGAGCCGGCCACCCCGACGGCCACGCAGGCGGGGCACGCACUGCCCCUGCUGCCGCAGGAGUUCCCUGAGGUCGUCCCCCUUAACAUCGGAGGGGCUCACUUCACCACACGCCUGUCCACCCUGCGGCGCUACGAGGACACCAUGCUGGCCGCCAUGUUCAGCGGGCGGCACUACAUCCCCACGGACGCCGAGGGCCGCUACUUCAUUGAUCGGGACGGCACGCACUUCGGAGAUGUGCUGAACUUCCUGCGAUCGGGGGACCUGCCACCCCGGGAACGCGUGCGGGCCGUGUACAAAGAGGCCCAGUACUAUGCCAUCGGGCCCCUCCUGGAGCAGCUGGAGAAUAUGCAGCCACUGAAGGGGGAGAAAGUGCGCCAGGCAUUCCUGGGACUCAUGCCCUAUUACAAAGUGAUGGGUGCUGUGUUCACCCCCACAGACCAUUUGGAGAGGAUUGUGGAGAUUGCCCGGCUGCGCGCCGUCCAGCGGAAGGCCCGCUUUGCCAAGCUCAAGGUCUGUGUCUUCAAGGAGGAGAUGCCCAUCACCCCCUACGAGUGUCCGCUUCUCAACUCCCUGCGCUUCGAGCGGAGCGAGAGUGACGGGCAGCUCUUUGAGCACCACUGCGAGGUGGACGUGUCUUUUGGGCCCUGGGAAGCCGUGGCUGACGUUUAUGACCUGCUGCACUGCCUGGUCACGGACCUCUCAGCCCAGGGCCUCACCGUGGACCACCAGUGCAUCGGGGUGUGUGACAAGCACCUCAUCAACCACUACUACUGCAAGCGCCCCAUCUAUGAGUUCAAGAUCACGUGGUGGUGAGUAGCCCUGGCAGGGAACAGAGUCCCGUCAGGGAGGGUGUCCGUUCCUCUUGGUGGCUCUGGGAGUGAGGUCCCUGGAAGGGCUCCUGGCUGCCCCAGAACCUGCUGAGGUGAGGACGGGUCCUGAGGCACAGCUCCAGGCGGAUGCAGGUGCAGCCCCAGUCUCCCUGGCUGUACCUUGGGGCCAGGUUCAGGGCCGGGGGCCCACGGGGACUUGGCCUGCACUCACCUGGCCUCUUCUCGAGGCAUGGCAGCCUCUGCCUGAGGUUGAUGGGGUCCGGCUAGCAAGGGCUUGAUGGGAAGUCCAGAGAGGUUUCAUCAUUUUCUUGACCUCGCAAGAGAGUUUCUGCCCUUUUCAGAGCCGCAUUACCAAACUGAUGUAGGCAUAACCACUCCACCCUGUUUUCGUGUCCCAUCCUUGUGCUCAGUGUAUUGGUAAGAUGUAGAACGUGAUGGGGGAUUUACCCAGGGAGCCCGCCCACAGCCCCCUGGCUGAAGAAGGAACGUUUUCUCUCCCUCUUCCCCCCACGAGAGCCCCAUGCUUUGUUUUAGGAUGUGGAAAGACUCUUUUCCUCCCAAGACAUAUUCUUCACCACCUCUUGGAGAUGUAACCUUAGUUGCCAAAGCCAUGCACCAGGUUGGCCUUAGAAAAGCACAAUGUUUACAGCCCUGCCUCAGGGCCUUGGCUUCUCCUGCCUCCCACCAACCUUCCUCGCUUGAAGGGUUAUCUUCUCACUGGGCUGGAAUGCACAUUUCAGGGACUCCUUUUGAAGAUUCCCUAAGUCAAGCAGGCAAGAUGCCUAGAUCUGCUGUUAUCUUUGAGACGCAGCGUACUUUCUAGAGGCUCAGAAUACCUCCUUGGCUGCUGUUCCGUGUGUUAGGAUCCAAUUUAUGGUGAACCUCCUUGGAUGGGAACCCCUGUUGCUUUUUCCUGCGAACGUCCUCCUUCUAGGAGAUUGUCUGUCUUGGGGAAGGAAAGGGAGGGCUGGGGGAGAGGCGCAGCUCUCCUAGGAGCUGCGGGAAGACAGCGGCAAGCCUCCAUUACGUUUGACUCCCCACAAUUCGGAGAGAAAAAGAGCCACCAGCUUCUGCUCCACUGCAUUUCCUUCCUGCGCUGUCUGCAGCCUGGGGCAGCGCGUCGGGGUGUGGGCGUGCGCCCCCUAGAGGAAACGCACCGCUCGUUGCAAUGGGACAUUCCUGCGCUGGGAGCAGGGCUUCUCCCUGUCAUUGUGAUUGAACUUGACUCCUCCUGGGUGUUGCUGGAGGGAGAUUUUUUUUCUCUCAGCCUCAUCGGUCUCAGUCUUACGAGACCAGAUAGGUGAGGAGGGUGGUGGGGGAGCUGAGGAAGAGAAGGCUACGCCCUGGGUCCUUGGCUGAAUUCCUUCACAAGGCAGUGACCCCUUGGCCCCUGUGUGGGAAGAUUCCAGGGCAUGGCCUCCCAUUCCCACACUGUAUUCUCAUGUGUGUGGAGCAGGCCUCCAGGCUGACAUCCAAGGGGACGGUACAGGCAGUGGUUCAGGUUCCGAGAUAACAUGUUCUCUCCUCGUUCUCACCCGCAAACGGCUUGUCACUUUUCUGGAGCUGAUGUGCCUGCUCGGACCUUACCCCAACAGCACGACUCUUGCCUUGUCCUCGCAGGAAAGUCUUUUAUUUAAGUUGUCCAGAUUGGCCAAUAGAUCGAACUCUAAUACAGGUUCGUUUUUUGACAGACACUGAGGCAGGCUAUUCAGGAGGGAGCCACUGUGAGGAGAGAGCACAUAGUUAAGCCCAGUGCUCCCAGCAGCCUGACCUCAGCCCCUUCUCUUUCCCUCCCCUGCCCAGAGCAUCCCAGCGCUUGGUUAUUUAGAGUCCACACACGUAAGACAGGGAGUGACUGGCUCACACAAACGCAGGUUUGCUCCAAAUCAGGGCCUGAAGACUUGCUUGGGGCUUCAGGGGCGCUGGAUGAGAGCACUGUCCCUGUGCCUCUUGCUGGAGACACCCCCGUUUCUCUGCCCCCCCGUGUUGUCCUCGCAGUGGUGUGCUCUGUGCUGUCAUGGGGAGACAAGGCCGUAGGCCAGUAGCCCAGGCAGACCUGGGGCACCAGUGGCCAUCUUACAGCUCCUUUUAAAUGGAGUAAAAGAAUUUGGUGGCCCUGGUUGGCCAUUGUCGGAUGAAAAGCCAAGGCCAGGCAGCAAAGUGCUCUUGGGUGUCGGGGUUUGUGGUGAUGGCCUCCAAAUAAAGGUCAUCUCUGGGGAAGUGACUUCUCCCAUUUGGGUUGCUUUUCACCUGUCAGUGGCCAGGCCCAGAGCAUAAGAAGUGUUGGGUUGGAAAGGAGGGCUCCAGAGGACGACUGCUUCUCCCAGACUGAAAGGAAGUCUGUCUUCGUAGAAUUCGCAUGCGUAAUGUCAGUGGGUCAAAGCAAAGGGCCUGCCUUUCGAGUUUCCCUCGUGUUUGACUUCGGGUACCUUUUCUCUCAGGUGCUCUGCUCACUGGUUGGGAAGGUGGAAGUUUUAUUAGGCAGGACUGCAUGGUGCAAUGCUAGCCGCAGUUCAGUAAGAAUGAAAAACUUAACAGCAACAGAAAAGACUGAAACAGGGGCUUCCCUGGUGGUCCAGUUGUUAAGACUCCCCACUUCCACUGCAGGGGCUGCAGGUUCGAUCCCUGAUCAGGGGAGUUCCACACGCCUCCAGGUGCAGCCAAACAAAAAAGACUGAAACAAAACCACAGUGAAACCCAUCACACCAUCCUAGGUGGGGUAAUUCUUUGGGUAAAGCUCUAAUCAAAGAAAUAGAGGAAUCUUCACCAUCCUUAUUCUACCUCUGAUGAAUUCAGCAGGUUGUCCAGUGUUUAUCAUGUGGCGAGCAGUCAGCUGUGCUCUGAAAGCUUCUAUCCUUUCUCCCUGGGGCUUGGGAUAUUCUGGGAGCUGUCUGAGCCUUGUGCCUCAGGCUGCCCAGGAGAUAGAAUCUUCCUGUUCUGGGUUGCUCAUUGGAGGACUAGGAAAUUGACAUCUGUAAGCCUCCGUGUGUGAUCUUGGCCUAAGCUGGAUCCUGACAUAGUUAAGACAAAUAACAACAACAAAACAGAAACCACUCACACCGAGCAUUUUGAUCCCAGUUAGAAUUUCAGAUAUCAUCCUUCCUCAUACCUUCUGUCUGUAUUUGAUUGUGCUACAAGUGAUUUAGCUUUCUGGGGUACCAUUUUGCUGGGGCUCUUUCAUGAAGGUGGCGUCUGCCUCACGAGCCUUAAAAGAGGGAGGCUUUAUCCAUCAGCAGCUGGAGUGUUGGGAACUGGGGUGGGAAAGGCACUUUUUGGAAUUCUGGAAGGAAUAUACAUGUAUACGUGUGUUAAUUGGGGGAAGGGUAGGCUGGCAGAGGGUUGGAGGAGGCGGGAACAGAGACAGGGAGGAGGAGCUGGCAGUUGCCUCUGGGUGUGGAAGGUCACGGGGUGCGCCGUCUUCCUUCUGUACAGUGUUGGGUUUGUGUACACAGUGUACCGCUGCCUGUGUUUGUUCAUGUCCUGUGUGUGAGCGCUUCGGUGCAUGGAGCCUCAGUACCCUCACCUGGCAUUAAAGUCACGAAUUAG